Messenger RNA from Hyposmocoma kahamanoa, 441 nucleotides. It is a transcript of the gene RpL27, whose product is annotated as 60S ribosomal protein L27. Gene Ontology annotation, cellular component: cytosolic large ribosomal subunit; ribosome. Gene Ontology annotation, molecular function: structural constituent of ribosome. The transcript has 2 exons. The coding region runs from base 12 to 416 and encodes 134 amino acids. The record is from RefSeq and is a predicted model, not a curated record. NCBI's taxonomy places the organism in Eukaryota, Metazoa, Arthropoda, Insecta, Lepidoptera, Cosmopterigidae. Gene Ontology annotation, biological process: translation.
AUCCAUCCAAGAUGGGUAAGAUUAUGAAGCCUGGGAAGGUGGUGCUGGUCCUUAGCGGCCGGUACGCUGGUCGCAAAGCCAUCGUAGUAAAAAACUACGACGAGGGUACGUCAGACAAACCGUACGGACACGCUUUCGUUGCCGGCAUCGACAGAUAUCCUCGCAGAGUACACAAGAGGAUGGGCAAAAACAAAAUUCACAAACGCUCUAAAGUAAAGCCCUUCGUUAAGGUAGUGAAUUACAACCACCUGAUGCCAACUCGCUACUCCGUUGACUUCAGCUUUGAGAAGUUUAGCGCCAAGGACCUAAAGGACCCAGCGAAGCGCAAAAAGCUGCGUUUCAACACCCGUGUGCGCUUUGAAGAGCGGUACAAAAGCGGAAAGAACAAAUGGUUCUUCCAGAAGCUUAGGUUCUAAGAUAAUAAAUUCACUACUACUAUAA